AUGGAAGACAAAAUAUCACUUUUUGAUAAAUCUGGAAAGAAGAUUGAUAUUUACCAGGAGGCGACAAUGUCUGGGCUCCAAAAUCCUUUAAGUGUUUUUCAAAUGUCUGAACUACAAGAAAUCGAUGAUAAGAAACAACAGCAAAUAGUACUAGAAGAGUGCGAGGAGGAAUCAGAUAAUAAUGAGAGCGUCAUCCCUUCAAUUGAAAAUAAAAUUGAUAUCAAUUCUAAACGAGAGAAAGGCAAGAUAAGAUCAAGAAAAUCGAGAGCACGCAAGAAGGUUUAUAUAGAACAACUUGAAGCUAAGAUUGAGAAGCUUGAAGCCGAAAAUUUCAGGCUCCAGAACUUACUAGUAUCAUAUAGAAAUGACAAAUUGAAGGUAGCUAACAAGGAUUCAUAUAAGUUUAUUGAAUCUUCUAGAAGUAUGAAAGAGCAAUCUGUAAGAAGGAUUAUGAACUUGGAUACAUCAGAAAUUGGGAUGAAGAGUCAAGUGCCUAUUCAUGAAGAUUUUGAAGAUGUUCUACCGAAGUUGAUAUCUGACCACCGUAAUUUUUUGGAUACUACAUUUGAGUCAUUGAUAAACAACCCUUUUCCUGGGUUCAAGAUGAAGUAUCUUGGAGAUUUGGACGAUACUCCAAUAAAGAGCUUUGAAGUUAUUCAAAAAUAUUUGAAACGUACCACUUCUCAGCGCAUCGAAUUUCAAGAAGAACAUAAUCUGACACAGAUAGAUCACUUGAUUGCUUCUCUUAGCCCAAAUAAGAAACAGUACAAUUUCCUCAUAAAAAAAUUUACAAGAGAGAAGGCUAUAAUUGACAGAUUCAGAGAUGGGGUAAAACUCUUGCUGAGAGCGAAGCAGACAUUUGAGCAAAACAUUCCAGAUAUGAUGCUAACAUUCAGGUAUUUUUUAAAAUCUGGAAUUCUAUCAGAUGAGCAGAUACUAGAGUCGAAUCUUACAAAAUCAUUCAUUUCUAAAGACAAUGCAAUCGAAGAUAUCUGGAAAGUCAAAAUAGCCCAAAAACAGUACUCUGCUGACCUAGCUGCCUGCCCUAUGGUUGGAAAGUCAGCUUUCAAGAGGUUUAAGAAGAAGGAAAGAGUCUUGGACAUAAGCUACAAUCAUUUCUCUAUGGAUUAA
This is a messenger RNA of Moneuplotes crassus, 1131 nucleotides long. The record is from the annotation of a GenBank genome assembly. NCBI's taxonomy places the organism in Eukaryota, Ciliophora, Spirotrichea, Euplotida, Euplotidae.